CAGACAUAUUUAAAGAUACGCGAGAAAAAAAAUAUUUUCAGCAGGAAAAAUCGGCGACAAAUGAAAUGAACACAUUCAAAGGUGUUUCUGGUGGACGAAGAAAGCGUAAGUCAAAGCGCUUAAAUGUUGAAAUCAAGCAAGAGCCGACGAUUAAGGAAGAGCUCAAUAGUGAUGAUGACGUCAUGAACAUACCACGGCCGAGAUUUGAUGGAAGAUAUCGUACGAAUUACGAGGGACCGUUCGACUUUGGCUAUGACUUCGAUGAAGUAAAGGAUGAGAUCAAAUGUGAAAAAGAAGAAAAAGAGACGGGCAAAGAAAAGGACUCGGCACUUUGUAGACGAUCUAAUAAGAGCGCCGCCAACGAUGAAGACAACGAAGAGCUCAUGGGUGAUGAAAUCGAUGUUCGAUCACCGCAACCAGUCGGCAGUGGGAAGAAACAGAAAGAAGGCUUCAGAAGACGAAACAAACGAACGAUUCCCAGGAAUCAAGCGGCCAAAAAGCAAAAGAAGCACAAAUGCCAUGUGUGCAAUCAUUUGGCAUGUGGCAAGUAUGCACUCAAAAUACACUUGCGAAUUCACACUGGAGAAAAGCCGUUCGAGUGCUCAAUUUUUUCUAAAUCAUUUGCAAGAAACGCUCAUCUCCGAAGACAUUCAAUGACUCACAAAGAUGAACUGCCGAAUGCUUGUUCGAAAUGUGCCCGACGAUUUGCCACUCCAGACGAAAAGCAAAAACACGAAACGCGCUGCCAACGAAGUCUUUUUGCAUGUAAUCAGUGUCAUUACAAAACUGUUCAAAAGGGUCAUUUAAAGCGACACGUGCAAUCAAAUUACGGAGCAAAAAGAUCGAUCAAAUGUGAAUUUUGCAGAAAUGAAUUCACCAAAAAGUUUUUUUUAAAUCAACAUUUGUCAUCAACACACAGCGACCAAUACCCAUUCAAAUGCUCCAAGUGCUUCGGAGGAUACGCCACUGAAGAUGCAAAAGAGGGUCAUGAACAUAGCUGUGGCUACCGUCAGUAUCAAUGCCAUUUGUGCAAAAACUAUCGCCGAUACAAACAUCAUUUGGAGACACACAUGCGAAAAGUUCACACCAGAGAGCGGAUUCAAUCAAGGGGGAAAGUACUAGAUUUGUAUAAUUCAAGUAAUGCGAUCUAGUACAAAAAUAAUCCCAAAUAAUCCUUCGGAAUUCUCCAUAAUUCUCAAUAAUGCGCAAUAAUGCUAUGCAUAAUGCCAAUAAACAAAAGUGAAAUACAAUUAUGUUUAGCUAUUGGGUGUUGGUAUUAUGCAUAGCAAUAUUGAGCAUUAUUGAGAAUUAUGUAGAAUUCCGAAGGAUUAUUUGGGAUUAUUUUUGUACUAGAUCGCAUUACUUGAAUUAUACAAAUCUAGUACUUUCCCCCUUGGAUUCAAUGCAUGGUGUGUGCAGCAAACUUUGCCAAAAAAAGUCAUGCCGAUCGACACUUGAAAAAAAUUCACCGCUUGAAGAAAAAAUAAGUCACCAUUCCAUAGAUAGUAAUUAACUUUGAAAAGAAUUUCUCAUGAUUCUGUUAAAUAGACCCAUUGAUAAAAUUAAAUACAGU
This is a messenger RNA of Sitodiplosis mosellana (orange wheat blossom midge), 1573 nucleotides long. Its product is annotated as zinc finger and BTB domain-containing protein 41-like. The transcript has 2 exons. Bases 66 to 1151 code for a protein of 361 amino acids. The record is from RefSeq and is a predicted model, not a curated record. NCBI's taxonomy places the organism in Eukaryota, Metazoa, Arthropoda, Insecta, Diptera, Cecidomyiidae.